Molecule: messenger RNA, 1593 nt
Organism: Phragmites australis (common reed)
Lineage: Eukaryota; Viridiplantae; Streptophyta; Magnoliopsida; Poales; Poaceae
Product: probable BOI-related E3 ubiquitin-protein ligase 2
Exons: 3
Coding region: 173-1162 (329 amino acids)
Molecular function (GO): ubiquitin-protein transferase activity
Source: RefSeq, a predicted model, not a curated record
UUAAUCCAACGCCCUCUCUGCUAAUAUAACCUCGUUCUCCACCGUGCUCUGCUCGUCCCCACCCACGCAUACGUGAUCCCACGGCCGAGUCGUUGCUCUAAUACGACACCGCCCGACGCCAUCCCUGUCGAUCUCCUCCUCCUCGUGCCGUCGUCUCGUGUACAGGCAGCUGAUGGCCGUGCGGGCGCAGUACUAUGCCGCCCACGCCUUCCCCCACGACUCCCGCGCCAUCAGGCCAGCGCUGGACACGGUGUUCCUCAACGAGCCCGCCGGCGGCCACCUGCUGGCUGCCAUGCCGCAGGUGGUGGGCGGCAACACGGUGUUCAGAGACCCGCCCAGCGACCUCACCUGCAACAACAACAAUCACGACAGUUGCUGCUUCGUGCCGAGGAAGCGCGCGCGGGUGGGCGACGCCAGCGCAUGUCUGAUCCUGGAGGGGCACGGCGCUCUGCUGCCGCCGCCCGUGCCGAUGCCGCAGGUGUUCGCGCCCCCGGGCGGCGUGCAGAGCAGGGUUCUCUGCUCUGGUGCAGCGUCCACCAGUGGGCGCCCGGCCAGCGCCGCGCCGGUCUCACAGGGCCUCCUUUUGCAUCUCUACCGCCACAGCGUCGAGAUCGACGCAUUCAUCCGUAUCGAGAAUGAGCGGCUCAGAGCAGGGCUGGAGGAGGCACGGCGCCGGCACAUCAGAGCGGUGGUGUCCGCGGUGGAGCACGCAACUGCGAGGCGGUUACGCGACGCGGAGUCGGAGCUAGAGCGCGCCCUAUUGCGCAACGCGGAGCUCGAGGAGAAGCUCCGGCAGAUGAGCGCCGAGGGGCAGGCGUGGCAGGGUGUCGCCAAGAGCCACGAGGCCGUCGCCGCCGGUCUCCGUGCAACGCUCGACAAGCUCCUUCAGUCGCCAUGCGCCGGCGAAGGCGCGAGCGCGCGCGCCGAGGGUGACGGCGACGCCGAGGACGCGCAGUCGUGCUGCUUCGAGCAGGACGGAGACGAGGCGUCCGUCGAGCGGGUCAGGACGAGGGCGUGCAAGUCGUGCGGCGAGGCGGACGCGUGCGUGCUGCUGCUGCCGUGCCGGCACCUGUGCCUGUGCGGCGAGUGCGAGGCGGCCGUGGACGCGUGCCCCGUGUGCGCGGCCUCCAAGAACGGAUCGCUCCACCUCCUCCUCGCUUGACCUGGUCGACGCGGCAGGCCCGCGUAUUGGUUGGACCCAAGAAUUGCUAUGGGUGGCUGUGGGAAGCCAUUGCCUAUUUUGAAAUCAAGAUUGGAUUCUUGCCUUGUUGUCAUCACCUCGAUCGAGAGGAAGUCAAACGCUGCUGCUACGAGAAAAGACGAGAGCUUGUGUAAGUGCCACUAGGUGCCGAAACAUAUGGAACAUGCCAAGUAAAGCUCAGCUGCGUACUGAACUGUACUGGAAAUUUGUGUUCAAUAUCUCCAACCCAUAAACCACGGAUCCUGCAGAUGGAAAAGAAGCUUCAGAAACGUGGAAUUUGUCUUCUGGUGGUCUAGAUCUUCUGUAAAGCUAGCCAGGGCUAUUUUUCUAUCAUGGGAAAGCUUGGGCUAGUAUGUGUAGUGUAAAGUUCAGAAAAACAGAAAACGUACGUA